AUGCUAUCUCUCUGGGUCGGAGUUCUCUUCAUUUGUGGGUAUAUUGUCGUCCGCGGACUCCUCUCACCCUUGUCUACAAUCCCGGGUCCGUGGUAUACUCGAUUUACAAGUCUGUGGCUUAAGUAUCAAGAGUUUACUGCGAAUCGAAGAGAAUCAAUCCACCGUUUGCACAAGAUAUACGGUCCUGUCGUCCGACUGAGUCCCAAUGAAGUAUCCUUCACUAGCUUGGAUGCAAUUAAAGAGAUCUAUGCUUCGGGGGGCAGCGGGUAUGACAAAACCGAGUACUAUGAUCUUUUCAGGCAGUUCAAGAUAAAGACUAUGUUCUCUACUUUAUUAAAAGACGAGCAUAGCAAAAGAAAACGUAUCUUUGCCGACAGAUAUGCCAUGACCAAUAUCAUGAAAGAAAAACCCAUGACUGCUAUCCACGAACGAGCUACAGUAUUUGUAUCUAAGUGCGUCAAGGCUGACCAAAAGAGUGUGGACAUCUACUCUUUGCUUCACUGCUAUGCCCUGGACUGUGUUACCCAUUUCAUGUUCAGCCCCGGCGGUCUUAAAUCACUCGACAUAGCCAAAGACUUCGAUAUCAUGCAUGAACUGACUUAUCACCAAAGUCUUCAGAAAUACUACCUUCCUUCAUUGGCACCUUAUUUCCCGAAAUUUCUCCACGCCCGCAGCGCCCCAAAAGCAAAUCAAUACGUCCUCGACAUAGCCUCCCAGACUGAGCUCGACGACCAUUCCCUACUGGAAAAGCUCAAACGCAAAGAAUCCAAGCUCCAACUAAUGCAAGCCGCCGCAGAAUGCAAAGACCACAUGGCCGCUGGCAUCGACACAACAGGCGAUGGUCUGUGUUUCUUAAUGUGGGAGCUCUCACAGCCUGAGAACCUCUCUUUCCAGCAGAGUCUUUACAAUGAGCUUAACGCUGCGCCGGCCAAUGCACCCUUGGAUAGUUACGUGUACCUCGACGCUAUCAUUAAAGAGGCGCUGCGAUGUGCGCCACCCAUUCCGAUGUCACUGCCUCGCUACGUGCCUGCUGGUGGAAGGGAAAUCGAUGGGUAUAUCGUCCCAGAGCAUACUAUUGUUAGUUGUCAGCCUUAUUCAGUGCAUCGGAUGAAUGAUAGUGUCUUCCCUGAGCCUGAUCGGUUCAAUCCUGAGCGGUGGCUUGUUGAGCAUGGGGCUGCUGAGCGGAACAGGCUAUUCUUUUCCUUUGCCACGGGUGGGAGGGGUUGUACAGGUAAAAAUCUUGCGCUGGUCGAAAUGAAGAUGCUGCUUCGGGAAGUGUAUUCUCGUUAUCGGACGACUGUGGCUUUGGAUAUGACUGCCUCAAUGAAGCUGGAUGAUCAAAUUAUCUCUUCGAGGCCCCAAGGACAGAGCUGUAGGCUAGUUUUUACGGCCAUAGAGUGA
This is a messenger RNA of Penicillium coprophilum, 1401 nucleotides long. RefSeq names its product cytochrome P450. The record is from RefSeq and is a predicted model, not a curated record. Bases 1 to 1401 code for a protein of 466 amino acids. Lineage: Eukaryota; Fungi; Ascomycota; Eurotiomycetes; Eurotiales; Aspergillaceae. The transcript has 6 exons. Gene Ontology annotation, molecular function: monooxygenase activity; iron ion binding; oxidoreductase activity, acting on paired donors, with incorporation or reduction of molecular oxygen.